Messenger RNA from Talaromyces proteolyticus, 495 nucleotides. RefSeq lists its product as uncharacterized. The record is from RefSeq and is a predicted model, not a curated record. Bases 1 to 495 code for a protein of 164 amino acids. Lineage: Eukaryota; Fungi; Ascomycota; Eurotiomycetes; Eurotiales; Trichocomaceae. The transcript has a single exon.
AUGAUCCUGCAGAACGUGCGGGACUUGCCGUCGCUUUACAAGUUCAUAUGUUCAUCUUCGCAAGUUAAGGAUGCAUUUGACUUCGACCCUGCGCGUAUUUUAGACGAAGUUAUUGAUCGCUCAAUACCGCAUUUCAAGCAUUUAGCUCGCAUGAUUAGCAUCAUGGGCACGCUUAACAUCCAAAAUGGUCCUGAUAUCCAAUCAUCAGACCUAUCAUCCCAACCGACUUUCACUGCGUUGAUCGAUAAAUUCAAAUCUCUACCAAAAAAAGUGCUUAGAACUGCUCUACCGUCAUAUGCAUUUGCUACUAACACGCUGGGUCCUCGCUAUCUAUUGCUAACAGCUUACCGCAUCGAACAUCUCUUCCAUAUCUGUUUCGUCACUCUUCUUCAAAACAUCCAUGAGCUGAUUUUCGAAAGUGGGCCGGGCCCAGAUCGUAAAAGCUCUCGGCCUGGGAUUUUCUUUGAACCUGCAGCUUGGUGGUCUCCAUCAUAG